AUGGUAAAGGUGGAAAGGGUGGUAAAGAGAGAAGAAGACAAAAAGGGAGAAGGAAAAGACAACCCGCCGAGCACUGCCACUGCAAUACCUGCUCCUCCAGAUAUUCCAGAAAAAGGCGAUAAAGAUGGUAAAGGUGGAAAGGGUGGUAAAGAGAGAAAAGACAAAAAGGAUGGAAAAGAAGACAACCCGCCGAGCACUGCCACUGCAAUACCUGCCCCUCCAGAUAUUCCAGAAAAAGGCGACAAAGAUGGUAAAGGUGGAAAGGGUGGUAAAGAGAGAAAAGACAAAAAGGAUGGGAAAGAAGACAACCCGCCGAGCACUGCCACUGCAAUACUUGCUCCUUCAGAUAUUCCAGAAAAAGGCGAUAAAGAUGGUAAAGGUGGAAAGGGUGGUAAAGAGAGAAAAGACAAAAAGGAUGGGAAAGAAGACAACCCGCCGAGCACUGCCACUGCAAUACCUGCCCCUCCAGAUAUUCCAGAAAAAGGCGAUAAAGAUGGUAAAGGUGGAAAGGGUGGUAAAGAGAGAAAAGACAAAAAGGAUGGAAAAGAAGACAACCCGCCGAGCACUGCCACUGCAAUACCUGCUCCUCCAGAUAUUCCAGAAAAAGGCGAUAAAGAUGGUAAAGGACAGGAUGGGAAGGAAGGUAAAAAAGAUGAGCCACCAAGCACUUCCACUGCAAUACCAGCUCCUCCUGAAGGACAGGAUGGGAAGGAAGGUAAAAAAGAUGAGCCACCAAGCACUUCCACUGCAAUACCAGCUCCUCCUGAAGGACAGGAUGGGAAGGAA
Molecule: messenger RNA, 786 nt
Organism: Ostertagia ostertagi
Lineage: Eukaryota; Metazoa; Nematoda; Chromadorea; Rhabditida; Trichostrongylidae
Source: the annotation of a GenBank genome assembly